GGGAGCUCGGGGCCCCGGGCGGCGGCGGGCUGCAUGCGAGCGCGGCGCGCCUCUGGCGGCGCACGGCGGCUGUCGCCUCCGGGAAGCCGAUCGCCGGGCGGACGGGCCCGCGCGCGCUCGCCAUGGCCUCCAACUUUAACGACAUAGUCAAGCAGGGCUACGUGAAGAUCCGCAGCAGGAAGCUGGGGAUUUUCAGACGAUGCUGGCUGGUUUUCAAGAAGGCUUCUAGUAAAGGACCCAGAAGGCUAGAAAAAUUUCCAGAUGAAAAGGCAGCGUAUUUCAGAAACUUCCAUAAGGUAACUGAACUGCACAAUAUCAAAAAUAUAACCAGACUGCCUCGGGAGACAAAGAAGCAUGCGGUGGCAAUUAUCUUUCAUGAUGAAACGUCAAAGACAUUUGCCUGUGAGUCAGAGCUGGAGGCCGAGGAGUGGUGCAAGCACCUCUGCGUGGAGUGUCUGGGGACCAGGCUGAACGACAUCAGCCUUGGGGAGCCGGAUCUCUUGGCGGCCGGGGUGCAGCGGGAGCAGAACGAGAGAUUCAAUGUAUAUCUCAUGCCUACACCAAAUCUGGAUAUUUAUGGCGAAUGCACAAUGCAGAUCACUCAUGAGAAUAUCUAUCUCUGGGAUAUCCACAAUGCCAAGGUCAAACUGGUGAUGUGGCCUCUCAGCUCAUUGAGGAGAUAUGGGCGGGACUCAACGUGGUUCACCUUUGAGUCAGGAAGAAUGUGUGACACAGGAGAAGGACUGUUCACCUUUCAAACAAGGGAAGGAGAAAUGAUCUAUCAGAAGGUCCAUUCUGCGACGCUGGCCAUAGCUGAGCAACAUGAAAGACUAAUGCUAGAAAUGGAGCAGAAGGCCCGGCUUCAGACAAGCUUGACUGAACCAAUGACGUUAUCCAAAUCCAUCUCUCUUCCUCGCAGUGCAUACUGGCAUCAUAUUACUCGUCAGAACAGUGUUGGUGAAAUCUACAGUUUGCAAGGUCACGGCUUCGCUGCGGCCAAGAUGUCGCGCGCGCAGACCUUCCCCAGCUACGCGGCGGAGCAGAGCGAGGAGCCGGCGCAGCCCUUGUCCCUGUCGCGCUCGAGCAGCUACGGGUUCAGCUACAGCUCCAGCCUCAUCCAAUGACACCGAGAGACCAGAGACAGUGCGCCCGCACCUGCUCGUGGGCCCCUUGCGCCCUCUGCCCCGCGGAGGACCGAUUGCAGCAAACAUUGAAAUGGGUCGGGUCUGGCCCCAGUCCCAGUGGAAGGUUAAAAACCGGAGUUCGGCUUCCUGGAUUCCGUGGCUAAGUCCUUUAUUUAUUGAUUUUCUUGGGGGGAAUCUGUGUUUUACAAAAAUAGAGUCCAAAUCGUAUGAACAGUCAUUUAAGUAAAAUUUCUUUGGGUCUGGCAGUAGUAGCAGGAGCCUGGGCACCCCAGGAAGCUGCUGCACUGGGUGGUGGGCAUUACCCCUGUGUCCUGGAUGGCAGGUCUGUCCUUAGACAUAAUGGUGACCUGCCACAAACUGUGUGGCUUGGAAGGUUCUGACAGGGACGAAUCCAGUAAGCUCUCCAAAUGGCAUCGUAACUCUCCAUAUAAAUAAGCCCAAUGUCAGGUAAGGGAACAUGAAAUUUACAAGACACCAUUAAGCAGGGCCUAGUAGCUCUACUGUGUGUGUGUGUGUGUGUAUGUGUGUCUGAAGAUAAAUAUAGAUAUGGAUAUUGCUACAUCCAUCUCUACCUAACAAGUAUAUAUCAAACAUAUGCUGAGGGUGACAGGAUAUGCUCACUUAAAUUGUUGAAAACUGUAAUUUGGUGCAUUCAAGUUAGGAUUAUUAUGUUGAAUAGCUAUUUUUUAAAGUGCUGUACAAAAAACAAGGCUUCAUAUUAGCAAAAGUAUUUAUGUAGUCAAGUCUGCCUCUAUGACAAAUGUCAGUGAAAAUGUGAGAAGGAGGAAUGCCUUGGAAACAAAAGAACCCGACUCGCUGUCCUACACGUCUCCUCACCACAUGCUGUCCGUCCCUUGUUGACAACGUUUCUCUCUUUGACCAACCCUCUGAGCUACGGGAGAAGAUGGAGUGUGAUGACUUAUUGGCUUCCAUUUAACCUCUAGAGAAAGAAGGAUUCUAAAUGAGCUUAAGAAAGAGAUAAAAAUACACUUUAAAAGAACUCAGCCAUUUUGCAGGCAGAAGAAUAACGGGCAUAGGAUUGUAGAUACCAAUUAUUUAAAAUUUUAUAGCUGCCAUUCUCUGAGAGCCAUCAGGGGAUUGUAAUUUACUAUGGAACCAGAAUUUGCUGGGCUUUACUUUCCUUUUAAUGAACAUGGGUUGGCUGGGAUUAUAAGAGAAAAUGGAUGAAACACAAUUUCUUUUUUCCAUCACUGGCAUCAGUGACAAACUUCCAAGGUUUAAAGGGAAGUGGUGAUUUUCACAUGAGCUGAGCGACUUUAGCAAAUUUGGAUCAACAAAAGAUUUUUGGUCCUUGAUUUUGGAGUUCACAUGAGUAAAAUUACAAAUUAUUCUGCCUGAAUUAUCUAAUAUAACACGCCCAAAACAGUCAGCUUGCAAAUACUGCCAGGUGAAUUUAAAGAAUAAUGAGACUGGGUCUGUUAGAUGAAAACCUAUUUUGUUUUUUUUUCUUAAUAGAAAUUUUUUUUAAUUAUCGAAGUUACAGUCUGUUGAAAGGGCAUCUGUUUUGUUGAUCUGUGGUAAGAUUUUUUCAUCACUAUCCAUAGCUUGAAUGCAGAUUGACCAUUCAUUUCAGAGAAUUAUUACUGAAUAAACAAAGUUCCGAGUCCCUCCUUGCUAAAUCUGCACUAUAACAACUACCUAGACCCUCUGAAUCUCUCAGAUAUGUAUUAAAACUUCAUCAAGAUGCUAAUCAUAAGAGUUAAUGUGGCUGUGAGAAAUAAUUAUCCUAAGCUUUCAGGAAUAAAAAGAAAAUUACUCAAACCCUCUGCACUGUGAAUUUUGCUGACACAGCAGAAAAGCAGUGACUGGUUCCUGGUGAUGAUCCAGCCCUCCCUAAAAUCCUAGCUUUCAGGGUUAAAAACCUCUGAAUUACUUCAGCACAUGGCAUUUUGCUUUUGAAAUGCCAUUAGUAAAACACACCAGAGCAACUCCCAGCUGAGACCAUUUAGCACAGCUCCUGGUGGUGCUACGUUCAGAGCCAGCUGCUCACCAUUCACUCAGUAGAGCUGUUGCUUGGAAACCACAAGUUUCUGCGAGGGACUUCUGGGGGUCCUGGUUCAUGUCUCCACUUUAUAAUGUGCCGGAAGCAUAGAGAGCAAGUCCAGGAGGGAUUCUGCUAAUUAGAUGAGUCUGCUCUUGUGUCUGUUUGGUGGGAGACAUAAUACCUGGAUGAAGUUGCUUCAAGAACACCCUUUGCUUGUGAUCAUUACCAGGGAGCAUAACUGAGGGGGUUCCAAAGAUCAGGCAUAACCCCGGGCCAGUUCAUUCUGAAAAUGUCAUAAAAAAAGUGUGCAAGAGAGAAAUUUCUUCCCAAGUCUUUAACCCAUCCUCAUUACAAUGAGAAUAAUGCUGUAAAAUACCUCAUGGUACAUUUUUGGAGAUUGAUUCCAGCAUAUUCCUCCAACUGUACUUAUAACUGUAGCUAUGUCAAAAGUGCUAAAUGAACAGAUAGGAGAAUUUAUAUUAGCCUAAUAUACUUGACAUAAGGCAGUGCACAAUGUGAUAAAAAUGACGAGCAGAUAAAUCUACAAAACCAAAGAUGAAAAGUUACUGUGCCAGCCUCCUGGAACUUC
Molecule: messenger RNA, 3739 nt
Organism: Manis javanica (Malayan pangolin)
Lineage: Eukaryota; Metazoa; Chordata; Mammalia; Pholidota; Manidae
Gene: DOK6
Product: docking protein 6
Biological process (GO): cell surface receptor protein tyrosine kinase signaling pathway
Cellular component (GO): cytoplasm
Source: RefSeq, a predicted model, not a curated record